Priapulus caudatus is the source of this 2846-nucleotide messenger RNA. RefSeq lists its product as uncharacterized. NCBI's taxonomy places the organism in Eukaryota, Metazoa, Priapulida, Priapulimorpha, Priapulimorphida, Priapulidae. Bases 318 to 1745 code for a protein of 475 amino acids. The transcript is spliced from 3 exons. The record is from RefSeq and is a predicted model, not a curated record.
UCAAGAUCGGUGAACAGUUGGCAGUGCAGAUAUGCUGUUGUCACAACCUUCCAACGAGUAGUGUGGUCAGGAUUGAAUUGGUAUCAGCCUCGAAUGCGUUACUGAAGUUGUAGGAGACCGCAGACUCGACGACCUGCUAACUAGACGAACGCACCGUUACGAUUCUGGCGGACAUCUUUCGUGUGAAAUUUCGCUCUUCGUACCGAUGUUGGAGCAGUGUGUACAGCGUACGUGCAGGCGCGUCGCCACGGGUUAGCCCGCAGUUACGAUCGUCUCGCUCUUAGGACACAGUGAUCCCUGUGACCUGCUCGUGCGCCAUGCAUAGGUUCAUACGCCGCCAUAUUCGUGGCAUUGCGCCAUUAAUGGUCGCCUGUCUUUUACUGAUGAUCGUCGCGAGGCGCUUCUCUUCGCUCGAUUCCGUCGAGUCCGAGAAAACGACAACGCACGCCACAGUAGUGCGCGUGAAGCAGCAGGAACUGCACCCACGACUGCCACCCGCCCGUGUGAGAAAUGCUACGGUGAAAGUGGCGAUCGCUAGGCAUCCCGUUCAUGCUCCCAUCAAAAACUACAAAAAACCGGACCCCACCAACCGAGUCACGGAUUUCUGGCAGCCAGUCAACGGCACUCAGUUCAAAACGAGACUGUUUUCGGCUUACUACGACACGAGGGGACAACGCCGUGUGACCGUCGUCGGCGUCGCCUCGUUCCGCCACCGGCCGGUGCUCUACUGCGUGCUGUGGUACAACGACACGGUGACGGCCGGCGUGCGGGCGACUUCUGUGCUCAUCAUGGAACACUGGAACAUGAACUACACGGCGAUUUACUUCGACUGCAACCUACGCGCGCGCGACCCCGUGCCGAACGCCGUGUCGCUCGUGUCACACGCCGACGACACGUCGCCGAGUAACUACGCGCGCGUGCACAAGCACGCCGACACGCCAGCGCCGCGUAACGGUCGCUUCUCGGUGUGCAUCAAGCCGCUGCACUACAACUACGGCGACACGCUGCGACUGGCCGAAUUCGUCGAGUUCCACCGCACGAUGGGCGCCGAGUUCUUCACCUUCUAUAAUCACAGCGUGAACGCCGACGUCACCGCGCUGCUACAGUACUACGUCGAGCGCGGCGUCGCCGAGGUGUUGCCAUGGCAACUCGACAUCAAGUCGCAGCGGGAGAUCCGCACGGAGAACAUGUUCGCGGCGUUGAACGACUGCCUGUUGCGCAAUCAGCGUCGCUACGAGUACCAGGUCGUCGUCGACGUCGACGAGUUCAUCGUGCCCCACCUCGCCGACGACGCCGACUACACGCAGCUGCUGCGGCGGCUCACGGCCGUGAGAGAGGACGCCUACUACGUCGGUGCCUACUGCUUCCGAAACACGUUCUUCUACAGCGAGUGGCCCGACGACGCGGCGGCGGCGACGCUGCCGCUGCACCUGACGACGCUCGCGAAAACCAAGCGCACACAGAAGACGUGGCCGCGCGGAAAUCGCUCCAAGUGCAUCGUACGCGGUGCCGACGUUACGAUCAUGGGCAACCAUCUACCUUGGCGGUUCGCCGACGGUCGGCAGUUCAGCAUUGUCGAGGAAGGCGUCGCUCUGCUGCAUCACUAUCGCGUCUGCGAGUACGACGGACACGACUGCGUCAAGACGGCGCCGGCCGUCGUCGACGCGACGGUGUAUCGCUGGAAGGACGAACUGUUGCGUCGCGUUGCGACGGUGUUAGCGGCAGUCACAUCCAGCGGCAGCUGACCGCGGAGACCCCGUUAGAGUGCCUUUAUGUAGUAUUUAUAUGGAAUAUAUCACGGGUGAAUAAUUACAAACAAUUGUCGUUAUUCAAAAUUUUUUUUGUCAUUAUUCACCCCUGAGUAUAUUAUGUCUCCAUAGAGGAACUCUAGUCUUCGUUAGAAUCGCUUUAUGUAGAGUGCUAUAUAGAAUAUACAUCUAUAGGUCUGCCUGGUCUGGAUAGCAGUUGGUUGCAGCAUAUGCUGGGUAGAGCUUCCACCACAUGGUUUAUAGUUUAGACAUAUUGCAUUUUAUGACGUAACAUUUCUCAGAAGAACUUCCGCAUUUGUUCAAACGAUGUGAUAACCAUUACCGGUCCCUGGUCACACUACGUAGUCUUAUUUAUUGUGUUGGGAUGCCUCUAGGAAUUUAUGCCAUAAAUGAUAGGCGUUGUUUAAGAUUACUUACCUUCUUUCAAAAGCAGAAAUAAACAUAUAGUAUUAAAAUAACACAAGAUUUCUAAAGCGGCCAGUUGUUUAUCACUGCUUCAUCAUCACGAAUAAUGGCUUACCCACGCACCCGGCUUUUCUUUCUGUAAUUUAGUAAAUAAUAGAGACGGGUGUAUAGAACUUGUCAUUUGUUAUAAUUUGUCCUGCAUGUUGCAUCACGCACUGUUAUCCCGCAACAUCUUAUUACUUCAGUAAUUCAUCUUCUAUUAUAACCGUGUGAAAAUGGCGCCCUGUCGAGACAGAUCUAUGUAUACGCGCUAGUGACGUUUAAGUGAAUAUAUUAUAUAUCAUGAAUCAUGGUUACAACGCUUGGCUACAGGCUAUUAUGAGAUUGAGAUUCUUCAAAGAAAAUUAUGAAUUUUAACAGAAUUAAUGCGUUUAUAAUGAAUUUAUGAAUGUGGUGUAGCAGGAAGAAUAAUUAAGUGCAGGAGAAGAUAUAAAUAUAAAACGUAUGAUAAGCGGAGAUCAAACGCCCUGUCAAUGACAGACUGGCAUAUGCAUUCAUUCAGAGAGAUUAGACUUACUUGCAUACAUAGCCUACUCACGGCUAUCGCUCAGACGGUUGCUGCAGGAAUGCAUAUUAAAUAUGCUCAUAUAAAUAAUGUAAUUAUCCACGUGA